Molecule: messenger RNA, 861 nt
Organism: Fusarium vanettenii 77-13-4
Lineage: Eukaryota; Fungi; Ascomycota; Sordariomycetes; Hypocreales; Nectriaceae
Exons: 3
Coding region: 1-798 (265 amino acids)
Biological process (GO): vacuolar proton-transporting V-type ATPase complex assembly
Cellular component (GO): endomembrane system
Source: RefSeq, a predicted model, not a curated record
AUGGUGUUACUUACGAUAACGCCCUCCAUCGUGGAGGCUCUGGCGAUCCAAGAAUCUCCGAAAUCAGAAGCUAACGAGCAAGAACCAUCAUUAGACGAGGCUGAAGUUGGAAAGCCCAUAUCCCAUGGUCAGAUUGUCAAUCUCUGGAAGAACCUCAAAGCGCAGGGCAACUCGUCCUACACCCUCGAACAGCUCCUCCGCGGCGCAUCCAUCUACAUCCCACCUCCACCUCCCAAGCCAGAACCCUCCCCUGAAUACAAAGCCCUCAUGGCUCGUCUACGCCGCGAAGAAGAAGCCCGCGCCUACGAACGAAUGAUCAACCCCGUCCCACACCUCGAAACCUUCCACAACCGCUUCCCCCACGCCGCCUCCGCAUUUGCCGAAGUCAACAAGCCCACAUCUGCCAGAGACACCGGCGACGAUGAUGAUGCAACGAUGAACGAGGUGCACCGACAGGUGACGCUCAUAAUCAACUUCCUCAUCAGCAUAGCAGGUGUGGCGGGCACGUUGUGGAUCGCGGCACGGUGGUGGAGUCUACCUUCAAGACUGUUCCUCACGUUGGGGGGGAGUAUACUUGUUGCUAUAGCAGAGGUUGUUGUGUAUUCAGCGUAUCAAUGGAGGAUGGAUGAGGGGAAGAAGCAGGAUCGCAAGGUGAGGGAGGUAAAGGAGGUUGUGGAGAGUUGGGUGGUGAGCAAGGAUGAUGCACAAGACGAGAAGACGGUGUUGAUUAAGGAGAAGGAAGCUGAUGAGAAUGAUACUGUUAGGAAAAGAAGGCCUGAACAAAAGGUCGAUAUAUGAUGGGGGAUUCAACACAUUUCUAGCAAGAAGCAUGUUUCGAGCAGUUGAAGCUGCUUGUUCCUC